This is a messenger RNA of Corythoichthys intestinalis (scribbled pipefish), 5809 nucleotides long. It is a transcript of the gene mxd3, whose product is annotated as MAX dimerization protein 3. The transcript has 6 exons. The record is from RefSeq and is a predicted model, not a curated record. Gene Ontology annotation, biological process: regulation of transcription by RNA polymerase II. NCBI's taxonomy places the organism in Eukaryota, Metazoa, Chordata, Actinopteri, Syngnathiformes, Syngnathidae. Gene Ontology annotation, molecular function: protein dimerization activity; DNA-binding transcription factor activity, RNA polymerase II-specific; RNA polymerase II cis-regulatory region sequence-specific DNA binding. Bases 524 to 1054 code for a protein of 176 amino acids.
UUGUCACAACCACAAAACGCACAUUGAAGCGAGUGCAACCAAUGCCGAUAAAGAUAACAAAAGGGAGAACCGAAGAGAAAUUGCAUGCAAAAUGAUCGAUAUGUAUGAGGAGCUAUUUUGGACGAGCUCUCAAUUUGACUCAGUGACCUACAUAUCGUUCACAUCAUUGUACUCAAAGGCGCCAAUCUGCUCCAGUUUCAAAUUGAAGCCGAGCGCCUUUCCCCGUUUCUGGCGGCGAAUAAACACUUAAAUGAAAAAGUUUUGAGUGCACAUUUUAAUUCCGUGGCAGAACUUUAGCGCGUUUCCGGACAUUUUAUUUACGCGAGGCUUCAGAAGUUAGCCUUUACGACAACAGUGGACAUUUUGAGGCGGGUGAUGGCGCCAAAAUCAAACUCAGCUGAUGCAGAUGACAGACUCGGCGUUUUGCCUUUUUGUUCGAGAUAUACGAUCCAUUUAAGAAAUGUUCGCUGUUGUUUCAUAUUAGAUGAAUAUUAAACACGUAAAGAAGGAAUGAAGGCGGAACAUGGCUACGCUUCACUACUUCCUCCCAGCCCGACACUGUCCGAUAAGAGAAGCAAACAGAAGAGCAAGAAGACAGCUGCUGGUGGAAAUAGAUCCGUGCACAACGAGCUGGAGAAAAACAGUGUUUUGCAGGCGAGCACAACUAAGGCAGUGCCUGGAGCAGCUCAAAAAGCAAGUUCCUUUGUCGUCAGACUCUAUGAGAAACACCACUCUCAACCUGCUCAGGCGAGCCCAGUUGCACAUCAAGAAGCUACAGGAGCAGGAUGAGCGCGCGGAGCAGCUCAAAGAUCGUCUGCGAUGGGAGCAGAGGGAGCUGCGGGUACGUCUGGAGCAGCUGCAGCGAGGGGCCGAGAGGAUGAGGAACGACAGCCAGGGCUCCACCAUGUCGUCAGAGAGGUCGGACUCGGACAGGGAGGACGUAGAGGUGGACGUGGAGAGCAUUGUGUUUGAUUGUAUGGACUCGGAAGAGCAGCACGUGCCAUGCGGCGCUGCAGAUCACUGUUACUCUACUAUGGACAAAGCUUGGCUAUGACAGCAGCUAUCAUCAUCAUGACGGCAGGGGAGAGAGAAGGGAGGCGACAACAUUCCAAAAAUGAAAAGGGUGAGGACAAUAAUACUGCACAAGUGAACGAACCCUUUUUUUCUUACAAAAGCAGUUUUUCAACAUUGUUUGAAUGUUAUACCGCAAGCGUAAUCAUGUUAGUCGGUUCUGAAUGAGCUGUAUCUAUUUGCACUGAAGAGCAGUUCACAUCACUGGGCUAGAAUAUCUGUUCAAAAAACAUAUCCAAGUCAUGAGGAUUCAUUCAGUGGGUAAGGGAUUUGUUUUAGAAAAAAAAAGUCCCCCCCCAAAAGAAAUGGAAACUUUUGACUUUAAUAUGCCUACAGUGACUUCAGCCUUAAACUAGAAUUGGUCUAGUUUCUUUUAUUUUUAAGCUUCUCCUAAGCAUUACAGUAUAUCUCAGUAAGGCCACAAGUGGCCCGCACUUAAACAUUAAUCUUUGUUAUGGUUUAUAUACACCAUGUCAUUUUGUUUUCUUUUGUUGCACACAAACAUCCUCACAUUGCACUUGUCUUUUCUCUUAAGAGUUGUGAGUAUAUCGAAAGUGAAGAUACAGGUAACAGAAAUGAUUUGGUGGUCAUUAUUGCACAAUUCUGUGACUGUGCCUUAAAUUCAUUUAGUGUACUUGCACACUCUACUGACUAGUCUGUGUGAGUUUUGAUGUGUUGGAUGGAAAGCAUCAAUACUUGCACAGCCAUGGUUCUUCUUGAUCACUUCUUUAGAUAAUGGUUUGGCUGUAUUACAUGUAUGUAUUAUACUGCUCUAUAUUUAAUAACCGAAGGCACAUUUUGCCCUCACCUUUUGUAUCUAUAUGCAAAAUGCCUUAUUACCUUUUUAAUGCCAUUUUAUGUAUGCGUUCACUCUCUCCGCCCAGUAAUAUUAUGUAGCAUUUUUUUUUAAAUGGUGUAAGCUUUUUUUAAUGAAUAAAUAUUUUCUAUAUUUAAAGAAUCUUUAUUUAUUCAACACACACAAAAAGUUAAAAAAGAUGGUGUCCAUUUAUCUUCAGUAUAUUCAAGUUAUUUUCUGAUCACAUUGUAAUCUUUGUUUUUGGUUUUAUUCAUAACUUUUUUGAGUGCUCAAUUUUCUGUCAAGCAUUACAAGGCAGCCAUGACAGUCUUGGGUUUUGUUCAACUAAUACAAUCAUUUAAAAUUACAUACAAUAAUGAGGUAAAAUGUACAAUGAUUUGCAUUCAGCAUUCAUUUGAAAUGUUGACCAUAAAAGCAAAAAAGAUGGGCUUGAAAGCGACAGGAACAUUUUCUAAUAAGCACCUGUGAGCUGAUUUGUAGAGGAACACGAUUAGGAUGACUGACGAAGGUACAAGUGGGCUGGAAGAGGCUUGACUGGGGUUGUCACAUGUUCCACCCACCCCAUUAGCGGUUUGCUUCCUCACAGAGGCCUUUAGUCGGAUCAGUCAACACAAUGCAUCGCUGCACUGAGGAAAGUUUAAUGACAAGUCUCCCCGAAAUCCAGGGCAAAGGAAUCAUCACACGUAUUGUUUCUUCUGAGCCUGUGAGGCUAAGUCUUUGGCUUUCUCCUUAGCUGCCAGCGCUGUCUCUCUUGCACGCUCUGUUGCUGCUUCUGCCAAACUCCUUGAUGGCGUUUCACCUGCACAACAAACAAAUAAAGACAAUGCAAAACUCUCAAAGCUGCAUAAUCAAUGUAAAAAAAAAAAAAAAAAAAAAAAAAAGUUGUAUCGCAUUAAAAUCAGCAGGAAUCCAGACGUGCCAAAAUUAGACUAUUUAAACUCCUCUUCCUUAAAAUUUUAUUUAACUUAUUUAUUAAGGCAGGUCAAUUGAGAGUAAACUAUUCCAAUGAAACCCUUUUUAACACAAUAAAAAUACAAGAUGGUCAUGGCUCACAAUUACAUAGAAGACUAGGGGUGUGACAAAAUAUCGAAAUGAUAUAUUAUGAUACUUUGUAUCCCAAAAGGUUAUCGAUAUGCUCCUGCCAAGCAUUGAGAUAUUGUUGUGAAAAGGUGUCAAUGUCUAAAAAUAAAUAAAUAAAUAAAAAUGAACCAACAAGUUGCUACUAACAUUUUCCACCAUAAUAGUGUCUCAGAUAACUCUUAAGGCUGCAUUGAGGGUGCUUGACGACCAAUCCAUUUAGACUGGAAACGUUUGUUCAUUCGAAACCAGAGCAUUCACAGUCAUUAUGUCCGAUUUUCAGGGCAUUUACAGGUCACUCGCUGUUCAUUUUAGGGCAUUUACAGGUCAUUUUCUGUUGUGUUUGAGUCACUGCCUAUUCAUUUGGGUGAUUCCUAGGUCAUUUCCUGUUCUGUAACUCAAAAUAAACAGGAAGAGACUCAAAACACCCCAAAAUCGACAGGAAGUAACUGAAAAUGAAAAGGUAAAUAACUUUAAAUGGCCCAAAAUUAGCUCAUUGCCUGGCAUUGGCUGCCACUACCGGCCAUAGACGUUCAAUCCGUUUGAAGUGGGAGGGAUGGCAGCGAAUGACCUCCAAGUUCAAACGGAUUGGGCAUCUACUAAUGAUAAACUCAUUCCAAUUCACAGCAGAAGCUUGUUUUUCUGUUUAUUAGUUGCAGAACAUCAGAGAAUGAUUUCCUGACCAAUGUAUCGAUAAUUGUAUCGUCAGAUCAUUGUUAUCGUGAGGUUUGUAUCGCAAAUCGUAUCGUAUCGUGAGGUACCAAGAGGUUCCCACUCCUAUAGAGGACUAUAUAACAUUUAGAAGUGAGUUCUUAAAACUACAGAAAUAAAGGGAUCCAGUUGCAGUUGAUUUUGAAUAUUCAAACUUUGGACCAGUCUUACACAACUGGGGCUUUGUGCAAUCAUUUAACGAUUUACAGGAGUAACUAUUGUUAUAAGUAACUAUUAUAUAACUAUUGUUGAUAAUUAAAACAAACCUGAUAAAGACCUGGUGUCCACAUAUGGUCAUGUAGGCCUCAAUAUUAACAUUUAGUAAACAAGUGUGCUUACGCACUACGAAUCGCUGCUACCCCUCCCAGUCAAAAUAGAUUGGAUGUCUAGUGCCGUCAAUGGCACUGUAAUAUAAGAAUCCACAAUCAGUCCUUCCAUAAAUUAGACGUCCAUCGUUUUGGACGGCAGCCAAUGAGUUAAAAGAUUGCCCUACAUGGGAUUAGGCAUGUGCCGGUGUGAGAUUUUGACGGUACGAUAACCGUGAGCAUAAAUACCGCGGUUUUACGGCAUCACAGUAUUGCAAUUAUAGCUCCAAAAUGUGUUGUUUUGAGAGGUAUGGGCUAAAAAAAAAAAAAAAAAAAACUUUUCUGAGAUUUUUUUAUUUUUCAGAAAAUAUUUGCAACUUGGAACAUGAAUAUUAUGUUAAAAUAAAUAAACAAAAAAAUAUUUUAAAUAAAUAGAACUUAUAGACUACCCACAGCCACAGCUCAGGUUGCUCAAGAUUGGAGCAAGAACUAAGUUAAUUGCUCUAAAAAAGUAAAAUACUUUUAAAUAAAAUUGAAAAAUAUUGACUGUACUUUUUUUUUUUUUUUGAGGGGGCAAAAGCUCAAAUUGAAGUUUCGCCAUUUUCAGCUACUGUGUCAACUCUAGUCUACAUGUCAUGCGUUUGUGUUAAAAAGACGCAGAAUUCAUAAGUCAAUAAGUUAAAAAUGGAUAAGUUCGUUAAAAUGUGAAUAUUGUUGUGUCAAGAUUUCAUCUAAAAACACUGGGAGUGACACCUCUCCUUGUCCAGCGAGCGUACCAUUUGUGCUUAGGGCAAGAUCAUCUGUCGCAAUUAGCGAUCUUUGAUGUUAUCCCUUUUCCUUCAUUCAAGCUUGUUUCUCAGUGCCAGUGGCCUUGAGAUUUAUAACCUGGACGAAGUUGCUCUCCCAGCUAAGACUAGGCUAACAUUUGUCUUUGUAAGUGUUCAGUUAAUUUGUAUUUUGAAUUUGAAAGGAAAAUGUGUGUUUUGUUUUUGGCGAACUUUUUCAUGGAUGACUUCCUCACUUUCUGUUGUGUUUGUGCUAACAAAGCUACUCACACCUGUAAAAUACUAUUGUACAACGUUUUAAAACUGUAUAUUUCGGUUACCAUGAUUUGAGACCUCCAUAAAUUCAAGAAAAGUACGCCUUUUGUUUGGAGUGUUUCUUUUUUGGUGUUUAGCAGAAUACCGUCACUUGCCACGUUUACAUGGAGCCAAAUAUUCCAAUUACAAUCGGUUUAGAUGUUCAAACCGCAUAAAUAAGUUCCAUAUAAACACUUCAUUCGGAAUGAACAGGCCCAAACCGAAUGGAAUUUCAUUCCGAUUCACAGGGGUGGAAUAUUCCUUUUCCCAAACCGAUUAGAAGUAAAAUUAUAUCAUGUAAACAGGGAAGCGGAAUGGUGUCUGGUUGCGUUCUUUCUGCACAUGCUCCGUACUGACGUGGUGACGUCACUUGGUGACGUAAGUAACGUCACUUGCAACAUGGCUUCCAAGCACACGCACAGCGCACCCACACAACUUUUUAAAUGAACGGCGUGUCAUUCUGAAGUUUUGUUUCCACUCGAAAAGUUAAAACAGCAGCUGAUCUGACGAUCGAUCUCCAUGUUUUGCAAUGUGACGCUUUGUUUUGAUUAAUCUGCGCAUGUCAGACGGCAGUUGUCAAACGUCCUUUCGGAAUAAAGGCAGACACAUGUAAACGCUGGAUCGGAAUAGAUGAAGUGACAUGUAAACAGCUGAUCUGAAAUGUCCAUUCGGAAUUAUUUGAAUCGGUAUGAAUAAAAGUCAGCAUGUAAACGUGGCUACUGACACACACACAUCAACAACCGGAGAGG